This is a messenger RNA of Lobosporangium transversale, 1677 nucleotides long. RefSeq lists its product as hypothetical. Gene Ontology annotation, molecular function: zinc ion binding; nucleic acid binding. The transcript has a single exon. The record is from RefSeq and is a predicted model, not a curated record. The coding region runs from base 1 to 1677 and encodes 558 amino acids. NCBI's taxonomy places the organism in Eukaryota, Fungi, Mortierellomycota, Mortierellomycetes, Mortierellales, Mortierellaceae.
AUGGCGGAUCGACUUCCACCGCCAUCUCCCCCUCCGUCUUCCUCGAAUGAGGUAGAUGAGGGACACGAUCCCCUGGCUCAGGCAGGGGAUGUAGUAAAAAACAAUAAAAUUAAGCAGUCCCUGAGCUUUGCGGAGAUGGCCCGCAAAAGCUUAUCCAAGAAAGAAGUGCAGACCAGUUGGAAUGCACUUCGUAAGAACGCAGUUGUCCGUGCGUUCAGCACAGAGGUUGAGGAGCACUCUGUGUUUUUCACCCCACACCACGCUCCCACCACCUUCGCUGUCAAGUAUGACAGGAAGACUCACCUCGUCUCUGACGUGGUGGAGGCCAUUCGCCUGGCUUUCCCCAAGGCAGUUGGUCUUGACCCUGUUGUCCCAGGGGUCGUAGUGGUUCUCGUGAGGACACAAAAAGAGGUGGACGAGGCCAUUGCGUCUCCUCCUCUCCCCUGCAAUCCUGCUCCUGUCAGAGCAUACCAUACGGUCCAUUCCACAGGAAGCCGACUCAGGAUUCGGGUUGACCGAAUCACCCUCUCUACUCCGGAGGAUCGUCUGGAGUAUAUCAAAAAUAUCUUUGGUAAAUUUGGCCGUGUAAUCCACACCAAGUUCCAUUACGUCAAGGGAUCGGAGACUCUUUUGCUCCCUUCCUUCGAAUUUGUGUUAGAGCUCUCUGGGGACUCCCCUCGAGACCUCCUUAUCCCCCGCGUGGCCCAAGCUGAGGGUAUUAACACGCUUUUCCACUGGUAUGGGCCCCAGUACUGCUACAAGUGUGGUGAGGAGAACCACGUCAAGCAGUCCUGCCCCCAACCACCCGAGUUCGAUCUCCUCUCGGCCCCUAAAAGAGUCAUUAUGGCUCGCGCGUUCUUGCCUGCGAACGCGCCCGCAAGGGCCCCUCCUGCGGUCCCUCAAGCUCCCAAGGCUACCAAGGGUCCCAAGGCUACCAAGGGUCCCAAGGUCAAUAAGGACACCCCAUCCUCCGACAAGGAGGAAUGGACAACUGUCACCUCCACCAAGAGGAAAAAGGCAGCAAAGAGGACUUCUUCGCGGAGCACAGGCUCAACUUCGGCAUCGGAAAGUGAUGUCCCAAGGAAGAAGAUUACCGCUCGCAAACUCAACACCAAGGAGAGCACCUCUGCCCCCGCCCCCGUAUCUUCCGGUCCCACACAACAGGAGCCAACUGUUUUGAUAGAAGAGAUCAAGGUAGCUGAUGCUGCCGCUUCUCCUUCUUCCUCAACACAAGAUGUCACCUCAGGUCCUGCAGAUACACAUGCGUCUGUGGAUCAGUCUCCAGAGGCACCUAGUGCAGCUGAGACGGCGCCGCUGCCGGAGCCUCUUUCCGUCUCCUCAACUGAUGCCAUUGUUAGAGACGAAGAAAUGGACUUGACUACCGAAAAGACCAUAGAAGAACAUCUUGACUCCUCCUCCUCCUCCUCCUCCUCCUCCCCUGCUCCUCCCCUCCCUGUCCCCUCGGCUAUCCCCAUUGUUGAGGACUCUGAGAUGGAUACCAUGCAAGAAGAAGGAUCAGAAACAGUACUGACGCCAACCAAGCCUCGCCAAGUCUCUGGCAAAGCAGUAUCAGCGGUCUCGUCAAGGCUGAAGCGGACCUUCGUUGACCCUCUCACCGUCUCGAAGGCCUCGCGACCUUCGAGAACACCUACUGCAAAGAACAACGAUGCUAGAUAA